Lutra lutra (Eurasian river otter) is the source of this 5131-nucleotide messenger RNA. RefSeq names its product MMS22 like, DNA repair protein (gene MMS22L). Lineage: Eukaryota; Metazoa; Chordata; Mammalia; Carnivora; Mustelidae. The record is from RefSeq and is a predicted model, not a curated record. The transcript is spliced from 25 exons. Gene Ontology annotation, biological process: replication fork processing; double-strand break repair via homologous recombination. Bases 346 to 4068 code for a protein of 1240 amino acids. Gene Ontology annotation, cellular component: nuclear replication fork.
UCCUGAGAGCGGGCGCGCGGUGGCGGGAAUUUCGCCUGUUUCUGAUUUAGACCUCACCAGCGUCGGGGUUGUAGACCCGGCAGCUGGGGGCGGAUCUCGGGGCCCGAAAGUGUGAGCAGGUACGCUGUGCUUCAAUCGAGGGGCGUCCGAGUGCGCAGGACUCCGGCUUCCUUCGCCCUGUGCCCGGCCCGGGCUGGUCGCCGCCGAGUGGAGACCUGGCGGAACUUGCCUCCGGUCUGGGAGAAGUGAAGAUUGGCGCCGGGCGGUCCCUGAUCCCCAUCCGGAGUGCGCAAGGGAACUUUCCCACCGCACGGCUGGGAAACUGGCUCGGACAGAAAGUAAAUAAUGGAUAACUGUUCUGCUGCGCCGAUGUUCCUGACCGACAGCUUGGAACUGGAGCUGGGGACAGAAUGGUGCAAACCCCCUUGCUUUUCUUGUGGUUUUGACAACAGAGGAGGAAAUCAUUUUUCUGGAGAGUCCUACCUUUCCAGCGGAGCCCUUAAGCGAUUAAUUUUGAAUCUUGACCCUUUACCAACUAAUUUUGAAGAAGAUACAGUGGAAAUAUUUGGCAUUCAGUGGGUUACUGAAACAGCGUUAGUGAAUUCAUCUAGAGUACUCUUUCAUUUAUUCAGGCAGCAACUAUACAACUUGGAAACCUUAUUACAGGCUAACUGUGAUUUUGGGAAGAUAUCCACUCUACACUGCAAAGCAGACAAUAUUAGACAACAGUGCGUGACAUUUCUUCAUUAUGUUAAAGUUUUCAUCUUUAGGUAUCUGAAAGUACAAAAUGCUGAUAGGCCUGUUCCUGUCCAUCCCUAUGAAACUUUGGAGGCACAACUUCCUUCUAUGUUGCUUGAUGAACUUCAUGGAUUACUCUUGUAUAUUGGACAUCUAUCUGAACUUCCCAGUAUUAAUCUAGGAGCAUUUGUAAAUCAAAACCAAAUUAAGCUUUUUCCACCAUCAUGGCAUUUAUUACAUCUCCACUUAGAUAUCCAUUGGAUGGUGCUAGAAAUUCUUCACAUGCUUGGUGAAAAAUUGAAACAAGUCGUAUACGGUCAUCAGUUUAUGAAUCUGGCAGGUGACAAUUUAACCAACAUCAGCCUCUUUGAAGACCAUUGUGAAAAUCUCCUUUGUGAUUUAAUAAGCCUGUCACUGAAUAGGUAUGACAAGGUUAGGCCUUCUGAAGCAUUAGCAAGUCACCACUGCCCAUGUUCCUGCAUUAAAGAAUUAUGGGUUCUACUCAUUCAUCUUCUAGAACACAGAAGUAAAUGGUCUCUUUCAGAAUCAUUUUGGAACUGGUUGAAUAAACUACUUAAAACACUCUUUGAAAAAUCAAGUGACCAAAGACGACCUUCUGUGCCUGUAAUCCAGCCCAGGGAUCCAUUAGGUUUUAGUUGGUGGAUCAUCACUCAUGUAGCAUCAUUUUACCAGUUCGAUCGCCAUGGAACACCAGACGAAAUGAGACAAAUGGAAUCAAAUUGGAAUUUUGUAGAAGAACUGCUUAAAAAGUCCAUCAAUGUUCAGGACGGUAUACUAGAAGAACAAUUACGAAUGCAUCUUCACUGUUGUCUGACGCUUUGUGACUUCUGGGAACCAAACAUUGCAAUCGUCACCAUUCUAUGGGAAUAUUUUAGUAAGAACUUGAAUAGUUCUUUCAGCAUCUCUUGGCUUCCUUUGAAAGGCCUUACAUAUAUCAUUAAGUCACCCUUGUCAAUGCUAGAAAUGGUGAAGACCUGCUGUUGUGAUAAACAAGAUAAUGACCUGUAUAAAUCCAGCAGUAGUUUCACCAUUUUCCUUUGCAUUUUGGCAAAAGUUGUUAAGAAAGCAAUGAAGAAAAAUGGCCCUCAUCCUUGGAAACAAAUCAAAGGAAGAAUAUAUUCUAAAUUCCAUCAAAAAAGAAUGGAAGAACUGACAGAAGUUGGUCUUCAGAAUUUCUUCAACCUUUUUCUACUGUUAGCAGCUGUUGCAGAGGUGGAAGAUGUAGCAAGUCAUGUUUUAGACCUCCUAAAUUUGCUCAAGCCUUCCUCUGUAACAUCUUCCAUCAUUUGGAAGGGUCAAGUGGCGUUCCUCUUGAUGUAUACCCAGAAAAAUCUGGACAUUGGUGUUUUGGCUGAGAAAUUUUCAGGUGCUUUCCGAGAGAAGGCGAAGGAAUUCUUGGUAUCUAAGAAUGAUGAAAUGGAACAAAGAAAGUCUCUCUGGAUACUUCUUUCCAUCUAUAUUGAUGGUGUUCAAGAAGUGUUUGAGACUAGCCAUUGCUUGUAUCCGUCACAUGAAAAAUUGCUUAAUGAUGGAUUUAGUAUGCUUCUGCGAGCUUGUCAAGAAUCUGAACUUAGGACAGCACUGAGCUUUCUACAAGCUGUUCUGGCCAGAAUCAGGAGUAUGCAUCAACAAUUGUGUCAGGAACUUCAAAAGGAGAGUGUGGACCUCCUUGUGCAGUCUUCAUUAUCGGCUAAAGAGCGCCACCUUGCUGCGGCUGCCCGUGCUCUGUGGAGACAUUUCUUUUCAUUUUUGAAGAGUCAGAGGAUGUCACAGAUAGUGCCUCUCUCAGAACUCACGGAUGCAGCUGCAGAUUUUACUUUGCUUGCAAUGGACAUGCCCAGCACAGCUCCAUCAGAUCUUCAGCCUCAGCCAGUUAUAUCAGUGAUGCAACUUUUUGGUUGGGAUGAUAUCAUCUGGCCCCAAGUUGUAGCAAGAUAUUUAAGUCAUUGCCUACAAAAUAGCAUGUUAUGUGAAGCACUUUCUCAUAUAGGCUGUGUAUCUUUCCAAGCCUUAACUAUAAAAUCAUGGAUCCGUUGCAUUUUGCAAAUGUACAUAAACAACCCCUAUGUUCCUGAUGAUUGGUUCAUUGAUACAAAUCCUGGACAGGCUUUUGAAAAAAAGUACUUGGAACAGUUGGCUGAACUGACAAGGUUGCUAUUUAAACUCUCAGAAGUAAAGAAUAUUUUCUCAGCGGCUCAAAUUGAAUAUUUACCCAGUCCAGAAGACCCUACAAAAGCACUUGUCCUAUUUUUUGAGGCUGUUGGUAUUACUUAUGGGAAUCUGCAGAAACUUUCUGAUAAAUCUGCCAUGGUCACAAAGUCCUUAGAAUACCUUGGUGAAAUAUUAAAAUAUAUAAAACCUUAUCUGGGAAAAAAAAUUUCCAGCGCAGGGCUGCAUCUGACUUAUAGGAUGAUGGGAAUUCUCGUUAAAUCAUGGGCACAGAUCUUCGCCACCUCUAAAGCGCAGAAACUCCUAUUCCGGAUCAUCGAUUGUUUACUGCUGCCGCACACCGUGCUACAGCAGGAGAAGGAGCUGCCUGCACCUAUGCUGACUGCAAUUCAGAAGAGCCUUCCUUUGUAUCUCCAGGGCAUAUGUAUCGUGUGUGGUCAGUCCCAAAAUCCAAAUGCCUAUCUGAACCAAUUGCUAGGGAGUGUUAUUGAGCAGUACAUUGGGCGGUUUCUUCCAGCUUCACCGCAUGGCUUAGAUCUCGGACAACAUCCUGUUUUGUUGGCACUGAGAAACUCCGCUACUGUUCCAGCGAUAACACCUCUAAAGAAAUGCAUCGUACAAGUCAUAAGGAAGUCCUACUUUGAGUUUAAAGGGUCUUUGCUCCCUCCUCGCUUAGCAUCUAUUCUGGCCUUCAUCCUGCAGCUUUUCCAAGAAACGAAUGUAGACAUUUCUGAGGUUGAACUGCUCCUCCCUGGUGUCUUAAAAUGCUUGGUGUUGGUCAGUGAACCCCAAGUUAAAAGGCUGGCCACAGAGAACCUGCAGCUCAUGGUAAAAGCCUGCCAAGUGGGGUCAGAGGGAGAACCCGCCACCCAGCUGACUUCUGUGUUUCGGCAUUUUAUCCAGGAUUAUGGUAUGAGAUACGAUUAUCAGAUUUACGGCAUUUUAGAAACAGUAGCAGCAUUGGACCAGCAGGUUGUUAUCAACUUGCUUUCUACCCUCACUCAGUCUCUGAAGGAUUCAGAGCGGAAAUGGGGCCUUGGCAGAAAUAUUGCACAAAGGGAGGCCUAUAGCAAACUUUUAUCUCACCUGGGACAGGUGGGACAAGAUGAAAUGCAGAGACUGGAAAGUGAUAAUACCUAAUAUAUUUUGUGCUUUGCUUCUCUAUUCAUUGUAACUAUCUAAAUCCACUUUGCACUGCAGUUGUAUAAUGUUCUGUUAGAAAUACUUUCUAGGAUUUUUUCCCUUACAUACCUGUAAGUAUAAAAUACAUAACAAGGAAAUAAAAGUUAAAUAAGUGUAUUAUAAGAUCUUUUGAAAGUUGGCAAAAUUGUCUCUCUUGAAGAGUUUUUAGUUAAACUAAUUUAAAGUAAGUUUUUCUAAGUGGGGUGUCUCUGUGUAUGUCUGUGAAGCAGGUCUGCAGUGGGUGAUGCAGGGACUUGUCACUGUAAUGUGACUUUUUGCCUUGUGAGUGAUUUGUGUUUGUUCUCUUUCUUCCAAGUCAUGUUUUAACAUGAUGUUUGGGUUUUUUUGGUUGUUGUUUGUUUUCAGAUUACCUGGCUAUUCUAUGCUGGAUUUUAUGAAACAGGAGUUCAGGAGAUGGGAUGUAUGUCUGUCAUCUUUUGUUAUACCGUGUGUGAGGCAAGUUAGUAAAUACCCAACACGCUUAACUCUGUGAGGAAUGAGGCUGAGUCUGGUGAAAUGAAUAUACCGAUAGUAUAUAAAAUGUUUUAAAUUUAAACCAGCAGUGGUUCCAACAGUUGCCAGAUUUUUUUUCCCUCUACUCAUCUUUCUUUUUGGAAAUUGAUGAAAAGACAUAUCAGGAGAAGGAUAAGUAAGAGCUUUUAAGAAAAAACUAAUAUUCUGAAAAGUCUUGAGAUUACAAAUUAACAGAAGAGGUCUGAGAAGUCAGCUGAUUUAUCUCCUUGCUCUUCAGUUAGAGCCUCUUAUAAUUUCACAUCUUACAUAUUCAUAGGGAACCAGUUUAGUUCCUUUAGCAGCUCUUGUAUCUUAACUCUUGAGUAUUUCAUAGAGAUUUUUACUUUACCAGUUGGGCUCUUGUCCUUGACUCCUUUCUGUGGUGAGCAUUAUUUGGGAAAAGAACUCCAGUCCUGGUGUUGGGAACCCACAUAGGUCUCAAUCCCAGCUCUGCUUUGUAAACUUCAGCAAGUUACUUAAUCUUGCUGAGCCUGAGUUUCUCCUUGGG